CGUGCGCCGUUUAAAUAACGACCAACCCCGCCCGCUUGCCACUGCCGCAGCAGCCUAUUCUACACAGCCACACGCGGAGGAUCCGUGUAGACGACAUUCCAUUUGCACUAUCUGUGUACCUUUCCCACUUCAAGUCCAACGCUAUUGUGAGAAUAUGUCUACCAAGGAGAAGCUGAUCCAGCAUGUUAUGGAGGGUGAGCCCACCGGCUCCAGGAUGAAGGUGACCGUGGUGGGUGUUGGCAUGGUGGGCAUGGCCUCCGCCGUCAGCAUCCUCCUGAAGGACCUGUGCGAUGAGCUGGCCCUGGUGGACGUGAUGGAGGACAAGCUGAAGGGUGAGGUCAUGGACCUGCAGCACGGAGCCCUCUUCCUGAAGACACACAGGAUUGUGGGAGACAAAGACUACAGUGUGACAGCCAACUCCAAGGUGGUGGUGGUCACCGCGGGAGCUCGUCAGCAGGAGGGCGAGAGCCGUCUGAACCUGGUGCAGAGGAACGUCAACAUCUUCAAGUUCAUCAUCCCCAACAUCGUCAAGUACAGCCCCAACUGCAUCAUGCUGGUCGUCUCCAACCCCGUGGACAUUCUGACCUACGUGGCCUGGAAGCUGAGUGGGCUGCCCAAGAACCGUGUGAUCGGCAGCGGCACCAACCUGGACUCUGCCCGCUUCCGUCACCUGAUGGCCGAGAAGCUGAAGAUCAGCCCCACCAGCUGUCAUGGCUGGGUCAUUGGAGAGCAUGGUGACUCCAGCGUGCCUGUGUGGAGUGGGGUGAAUGUGGCAGGCGUGUCCCUCCAGGGCCUGAACCCUGACAUGGGCACAGACAAGGACAAGGAGAAGUGGAGUGACGUCCACAAGAUGGUGGUCGCCAGUGCCUAUGACGUCAUUAAACUGAAGGGCUACACUUCCUGGGCUAUUGGCAUGUCAGUGGCUGACCUCGUGGAAUCAAUCCUCAAGAACCUCCACAAGGUGCACCCGGUCUCCACCUUGGUCAAGGGCAUGCACGGUGUGAAGGACGAAGUCUUCUUGAGCGUCCCCAGCGUGUUGGGCAACAGCGGCCUGACAGACGUGAUCCACAUGACCCUGAAGAAGAGCGAGGAGGAGCAGUUGCACAAGAGUGCCGAGACCCUAUGGGGUGUGCAGAAGGAGCUCACUCUUUGAAAUGCACAGCUCUGAGCUGGAAUCGCGCCCAUUGAUUCACUGCCCCCUCCAAUCAACCCCCACCCCGUCCCCCUUUACCACCCAGAUUCCAUCUCAGCAGUCCCCAUCCAUCCCCUUACCUACAGCCUUUCCUACACCCCCUUUUAAUUCUCCCAGGUGUAACCAAUCCAUAUCCAACACUCUGUUCCCUCCCUCCCUCCCUCCCUCCCUUCCUUACUUCCUCCCUCCCUUAUCUCAAAACAUCUUGGACUGGUAGACCGUAACCUCCUCACGUUAGCUACAGAGGAGGUAGUUUCUGCCGUCUUCGCAAACAAAUCAUAGGGCCUUUGUACUGUACUGUCGGUGUGCAUGUAUACAUGUAUGUAUGUGUGUAUAUCACCUGUGUGUCGGUGCAUCUUGUCUUCCUCACACUCCAGCCUCUGUGGUUUAGAAAGGGUUACAAGGGAUGCCUUGAGGAGUUGAGGAGAAUAGCCAGUAUUGCUUCUCUGUGGGCUUCCCUACUGUUUGUUUCUUUGAGCUCAGCAAUCAUUCCGUACCAUUUUGACCCCAAGGCUGAAACGCUCCAAUGUUCUCUGCGAUCAUCUCAUUAAGACAUUAGAGCAGUUACCUCUACGCAGACACUCCCUACUGCCUCCACCAUCGUCAUCGUCGACUCUACAAUGGCUUGAAAUGAAGUACACACAGAUGUACUGUAAACUAACCACAAGUGCACUGAUAACAAGACUUAACAUGAUAGUCUGACUUUUCAAAAGCCAUCGUAUUCACAGCAGAGCUGUUGAAAAGCCUUGGACAGUUGCUGUAAUUUAAAUACAAAAUCGUUCAAGUACAGGAAACAACCAGGAAAAACUACAUAACACACAUCAGGGGUACUUUGUUAGAGCUCACUUCAAGUAUGCACUGUGUUAAAUAUAGAAAAAAAAAUGUACAUGCUGUCUGUAGAAAUUUGUAUAUCUGUGUACCUUACGCGUUUGGCUGGAAAUUGUCUUUUGUUUGCUUGAGAAAACAAGACGUUCAGACUAGUCUGCAGGAUAGAAUACUGUAGCACUGAUAGCACACUUAAGGCCAUGUUGGCGUAUUUGAUGGCUGUCUGUCUGGAGAACAUGUGUGUCAGUAUCCUUCUCCUGCAUCUAUGACCGGUUUGAUCCGCCAUGUUUUAAUCCGACACCAAAUAAAUUUCCAGCGUAACAACUUCC
This is a messenger RNA of Sardina pilchardus (European sardine), 2346 nucleotides long. RefSeq names its product lactate dehydrogenase A4 (gene ldha). The transcript is spliced from 8 exons. Gene Ontology annotation, biological process: pyruvate metabolic process; lactate metabolic process. Gene Ontology annotation, cellular component: cytoplasm. Lineage: Eukaryota; Metazoa; Chordata; Actinopteri; Clupeiformes; Clupeidae. Gene Ontology annotation, molecular function: L-lactate dehydrogenase (NAD+) activity. The record is from RefSeq and is a predicted model, not a curated record. Bases 155 to 1153 code for a protein of 332 amino acids.